GAAGAGUGCUGACAUAACAGAGCAGGUCUCUCCGGGGCGCGCACCAAAGCCAGAAUGGAUGCUGUUGGGCUCAGACACGUCCACAAGAGAGCUCGAUCUGACGUCAGUGAAUGGGGGCGCUCAACCAAUAAGGGUCUAGUACAUCGGGUACGGUAAGUGUGAGGGGGGCGUAAGGGGAGUAAUUUCAUUCAGAAAAAUGCGGCACCGCAUCUAGCCCCUCCCACUGCGGUUCACUCUUGUUCUCAUUUCUGGUAAAUAAUGGGCACCUUGAAGCUCCGUUAGCUGAGCCCCCACCGAGACAACACACAUUUUGUCAAUAAAAGCUGGGCCGGUCUCUGAACGGGGGGAGAAACGGAGGGGUGAGUGCUGGAAACAGAGCUGUCCGUGGUGCUGAAGAGCGCCAUGGUGACUCAUGCCCUGCAAAACAAUACUCAGGCAUAUACUCAAUUCUUCUCCAAAUUAAGUACGGAACUUUUUUGAUACAUAGGCAAUCUUGUAAGCAAAAGGCAAUAUUGGUGCACAAGCGAUGUGGUUAAUUUAAAUGCACUGCAACCUAAAAGUCCACCUGUUGCUCUGAAUGGCUCAAAUGUCUUUUAUUUUUAAGCAAUAUCUUCCAAAUUCAAUGUGUCUGUUUCAUUUCCAAGACACUCCUUUAGAGAUAAAAGCGAUGGUAAUCAAAUAUAAACAGGGAUUUCGCGGCAUCCCCGGUUUCUUGGUCUGCGUGCGUGGGUGCUGCAGGAUGGGCUUUACGUGGUCGCGCAUAACAAUGUGGGGGAAUCUCGCCCUCUUCCAGCCAUAUUAGGAAACGCUUCCUGCUGCUAAACCCCGCCUACGUCACGAAGAGGAUUGGAAAGCAACUGUCUGCUUCUUUUUGUGAGAAUAGCCUCAGAGCUGUCGGGGCUGAACUCGUGAAUGCCAAGACUCGUCCCUAUCGCAUUCAGCACUGCUCAUUACUCAUCCACUGUAAUACGCUCAAAGACAACGUUUCUUCAAAAUUGUAGGCAAAAUGAUGUAAUCUUUAAGUGUUAAGCUGUAUUCUAACCUUCUCCACAUGACAUCUGGCCAUUAACUUAUUCAUCCAAGAUAACCAGUCAGGCUACAUUAUCUCUCAGUCAGUCAUGUUUAUUGAUUUUAUGGCAAUGUGAAGGAAGAAGUCGUGCUCCAUGUCUAGUAUGAGAUCCCAUGAAGGUUUCUCUAUGAUUUCAUGCCAAAACACAAAAUCUUUUAGCAAUGCCCAGACUGCAUGAGCAAGAUAUGUGGGAGUAUAGAGGUGUUCUUUAAGCUAUUGUGUGUUACGGGUGAUACCGAGAAUCCCAAAACGCAUCAUGACACACACAUAGUCAGGUUCACUUGGGAAGAAUCUCACUUGUAUAAUAACAGCUGAGUGUGCCUUGUAAUUGUUUUGUUUCCCGCCAGCACACUGCCAAUCUACUCAAAUCAGAGACUAGUGGGUAAAAUAUAGAAAUGAAUAAAAUAAUUUAAAUGAAUAAAAGAAAAAAACAAUUAAAGCCUGCAGUCAUAUAACUGCUUAAAUAUUUGUCAUCUUAUGUAAGUUUAUCCCAAGGCCUCACAUCACUUGAUAAUGACACAUCUGAAGUGACUUACAGUGUACUUCUGACGCCUCUAAGUGAUGGCCUUCAGCACCUCCAUCUCCUUCACACCUUCAUAUUUUUAGAGCUCACUACGUCUGACUGGACAUAAUUGACACUACUGUGAAGUCCGAAAAGCAUUUGUCUAUAUAAGAUUUACGGACAAAAGACAAGUACAUAAUAAUUACUUUUCAUGAGUAAAAUAACAAAUUAAUGAGUGUGAAAAAUUUUAUUGGUCUCAAUAUGAGGAAUGCCUUCAAUUCUUCGCUGUAUAAAAGUGUAAUUGCAUGUAUUUAAUCACAACAGCAUAAUUUAAAAGUGUAAGUGAAGUUCAGCCCUUUGGAUCACGUCUCUUGAGAUAUAUUUAAUACGUUCGGUGGAGUUUAUUUAUUUAUUUAUUUGAUAGAAACAGUUCAUAUUAAUGAACAUCUGUAAUUACAGUGUAAAUAUGCCAGAUUAUAGCAUGAUAUUAAUUUGACACAGGUAACACAGAAAAUAAUUACAAAAUACAAAACUAUAUAUAAAAUUAUACAGUUAUAAAGAGGCAUGGCACAGUUUAAGAUUGAAAGUGAACAAAACAAACAAAUAAACAAACAAACAACAACAACAACAACAAAAAAAAAAAAAAAAAAAAAACAGUGAUGGGCUCUUAUUGUUAAUAUCCAAAGCUUUUGAACAAUAGUCUUCAAUCCAAUUCAUUUAGGUCAAAACCUUAGAUACCAGGAAUUGCUGCAGCAUUUACAAGCACAUGUUUCAGAGCUAGCCAGUCAGAUGUCAGUUCAUUUGAAGUGGUGUCUAGUUCGGUAGGGUUGAGGUGGGCCACUUGUUGCCAGGGAACUCAGUUGGGUAUCUCUCAUGUUACACUGAUGCCUUUGUCCCUUCAGUCUCUCUGUGACUGUCCCAGAGAGAAACCGUAACUUUAUUAGCCAUUUUAGCCCACGAAGAGGACUGCUACUUUUUCCUGGUUGUGUUUACAGGUGUUUUGUAGUAGUUACAAUGCAGCGAGUAGCUUUCAAGAUCAUCUGUUCCUGUUUAUUACUUUUUGUAGCAGUGAACUCUGUAUAUUCACAAGCAGACUGUUCUCAGGCCGAGUCAUGUGACUUGUGCGUCGGAGCGUCUCUAUUAAACUUGACGGGCUGCGUUUGGAGGCUGUGCCCAGAUGAUAAUGACACUGGUGUGUGUAUGAAGGAUAGAGGAGACGUUGCAGAUGACGGGAGGAACUGUAGUUGGACCAGAGUAUCAGAACUGUGCUUAGUUGUGGAGACACUGGCUGAAGAUGGAAAUGACGCAGAUCGUGACAGCAACCCCAAACCUGCUCCAGAGUUCUCUCAGGCCAAGUUUGACAUGUCCAGCUUCAUAGGGGGGAUCAUCCUGGUGCUAUGUGUUCAGGCUGGAGGCUUCUUUGCAAUGCGUUUCCUGAAAUCAAAAGAGCAGAGUAACUAUGAAACCAUUGAGCAGCCACAAUGAGGAACAGACAGAGGGCAAAUACAACAGGACAAAUGGAGAUCAGGCGAGCUGUGACUCAUCAAGUUGUGACGACAUUACUUCCCUUUUUCCUGGUGUCAUUUUUGGUUUGGUCCCAUGUGAACUCCUGGAGGGUGGCUGCUUUAAGGACAAGGAUAAAAUGUGUGAAAACAUUGUGUAACAAGUGUCUGCCUCUGCAUGAGUGUGCUAUGUUUGGAUCUUAUUCAGAUUUUACUGACUGUUGCUUAAAAUUGUGUUUACAAAAUGUUCAUUCAUAUUAUUUUCCAGAUUAAAAAUAGGUGAUGGGCAGAAUAACAUUGGCAUUGGUAGUAUAUUUUUUAUAAAAUGUUGAACAAUGGGCACAACAAUUUUCAAAUGAAUGAUCUAUAACAAUAAUCUUCUACACUGAGUAUGGAUUUGCAACUAUUUGCUGCAUACCGUAAGAGUUUAAUUAUGUGUAAUAUAUUUCAUAGCAUUGGUGCACCAUCUUGCAUUUGUAUAUAUAUAUAUUAAUUCUGUUGUGUGUAUGUCAAUACAAAUUUGCUCGUGUCUGUAAGCUCUGUUUGAAUCAAAAUUUUCAAAAGUCUGCUGUGUAGAGUAAAUAAUGGGCAUGCAGUAUUUUGUUUUUCUAUAGACUUUGUUGUUGUUGUUGUUGUUUUUAACCCUUGGGUUUAUUUGUUGAGUGAACAACUGAUUUUACCUAACUAGAUGACUUUGAAUAUUGCUGUUGAUAUAUACAGGCACUGCAGUGUUUCUCAAACUGUGGAACAGGGCCCAUUUUUUUCUUUAUCCCACCACAACAUUUGAUCUAGGUUUAUUGAUUUGGUUAAGUAAAGUAUUACUCCAAAUGUAUUUUUGUGGUGAUAAAACUUUAUACAGUUGUACCUACUUAGUGUGCAAAUGUGAGAAGUAUUGUCCUAUAUUUAUAGCUGAGAUGCACAAGGGAACAUAGAGGAAACAUUUGGGUGCCUGAUUGGAUGCACUGGGGCUUCUGUGUUAGCCAGGACCCUCAAUAGGCCUUGACACAAAUAAAGCUCCCAAUUCAACAGGCUGGUGGCUGUUAUCCAAGUGUGUUGACAAAGAGC
Molecule: messenger RNA, 4138 nt
Organism: Boleophthalmus pectinirostris (great blue-spotted mudskipper)
Lineage: Eukaryota; Metazoa; Chordata; Actinopteri; Gobiiformes; Gobiidae
Gene: cd164l2
Product: CD164 sialomucin-like 2
Exons: 7
Coding region: 2586-3056 (156 amino acids)
Cellular component (GO): cytoplasmic vesicle
Source: RefSeq, a predicted model, not a curated record